This is a messenger RNA of Lachancea dasiensis, 735 nucleotides long. The record is from the annotation of a GenBank genome assembly. Lineage: Eukaryota; Fungi; Ascomycota; Saccharomycetes; Saccharomycetales; Saccharomycetaceae.
AUGGAACAUAAGCAGGUUUCACAACUUAUUGGCAGAGAGGGUACGCCUUUGAACACCAGACCUGCAUCUCCUUACACGCUGAACCCACCAGUCGAAGCAGACGGUCUGUCUUGGCCAUCACAAGGCUCUAGGUUGCGGUCUGAAGAGACGACGGAGGAAACUCAGCAGAGAACAGACCGCAUUGCAGCAGCCAUGAAAGUGAUUUUGAAGGAGCUAGGUGAAGAUGUAGAGCGCGAGGGGCUUUUGGAUACACCUCAACGGUAUGCUAAAGCCAUGAUGUAUUUCACCAAAGGUUACCAGCACAAUAUCGUCGACGAUGUGAUCAAAAACGCUGUAUUUGAAGAAGACCACGACGAAAUGGUCAUUGUCAGAGAUAUUGAAAUCUAUUCUUUGUGUGAACAUCAUCUGGUGCCUUUCUUUGGCAAAGUUCACAUUGGCUAUAUUCCCAACAAAAAAGUACUAGGGCUCAGUAAAUUGGCUCGUUUGGCUGAGAUGUAUGCUCGGAGGUUACAGGUGCAAGAACGUUUGACUAAACAAAUUGCGAUGGCUCUCAGUGAAAUUUUGAAGCCGAGGGGAGUGGCUGUGGUGAUCGAAGCCACACACAUGUGCAUGGUAUCGAGAGGUAUUCAAAAGACUGGAUCUUCGACUGUCACAUCGUGUAUGUUAGGAUGUUUUAGAGGUGCUCACAAGACGCGUGAAGAAUUUCUUAACUUACUCAACAAAAAAAGCAUAUAG